AUGUGUGAAUAUCAAGGUUAUGCAAUAUUUAGUUCUGUAUCUUUUGUCUGUCCUCACCAGUCCGACAAAGAAAAGAACAUGCUUCACAUCACUGACACUGGCAUUGGCAUGACCAAAGAAGAACUGGUGAAGAACCUUGGUACCAUUGCCAAAUCCGGAACCAGUGAGUUCCUCAACAAGAUGACUGAGAUGCAGGAUGAGGAUCAAUCCACCUCUGAGCUGAUUGGUCAGUUUGGUGUGGGCUUCUACUCUGCCUUCCUUGUGGCUGAUAAGGUCAUCGUCACCUCCAAGCACAACAACGACACCCAGCACAUCUGGGAAUCCGAUUCCAAUGAGUUUUCCAUCAUCGAGGACCCUCGUGGAGACACUCUGGGCAGAGGCACCACCAUUACACUGGUGAUGAAAGAGGAAGCUUCAGACUACCUUGAGCUGGAGACCAUUAAGAACCUUGUGAGGAAGUACUCUCAAUUCAUCAACUUCCCGAUCUACGUAUGGAGCAGCAAGACUGAGACUGUAGAGGAGCCCAUUGAAGAGGAGGAGGCUGAGGCAGAGAAGGAAGAAGCCACUGAAGAUGAAGCUGAGGUUGAGGAAGAGGAUGAAGACAAGGACAAACCGAAGACUAAGAAGGUGGAGAAGACUGUGUGGGACUGGGAGCUGAUGAAUGACAUUAAACCCAUCUGGCAGAGGCCUGCAAAGGAAGUGGAGGUGGACGAAUACAAAGCCUUCUACAAGACCUUCUCCAGGGACUCUGAUGAGCCCAUAGGUCACAUUCACUUCACCGCUGAAGGAGAGGUCACCUUCAAGUCCAUCCUCUUCAUCCCUGCAUCUGCACCCAGAGGCCUUUUCGAUGAGUAUGGCACCAAGAAGAAUGACUUCAUCAAACUGUUUGUGCGUAGAGUCUUCAUCACCGAUGACUUCCAUGACAUGAUGCCCAAGUAUCUCAACUUCAUCAAAGGCGUUGUGGACUCCGACGAUCUGCCACUGAAUGUGUCCAGAGAGACUCUGCAGCAACACAAACUGCUCAAGGUCAUCCGUAAGAAGUUGGUGCGCAAGACCCUGGACAUGAUCAAGAAGAUUGCCGAGGAACAGUACAAUGACAAGUUCUGGAAGGAGUUCGGCACCAACAUCAAGCUGGGAGUGAUUGAGGAUCACUCCAACAGAACCCGCCUGGCCAAGCUGCUCCGCUUCCAGACCUCCCACAGUGAUACCACACUAUCUAGUCUGGAGCAGUAUGUGGAGAGGAUGAAGGAGAAGCAAGACAAGAUCUACUUCAUGGCUGGAACCAGCAGGACGGAGGCUGAGUCUUCUCCAUUCGUGGAAAAGCUUCUUAAGAAAGGAUAUGAGGUCGUCUACCUGACUGAGCCAGUGGACGAGUACUGCAUUCAGGCUCUGCCUGAGUUUGACGGAAAACGCUUCCAGAAUGUGGCUAAGGAAGGCGUUAAGUUCGACGAGAGCGACAAGGCCAAGGAGAAGAGGGAAGCUUUGGAGAAAGACUUCGAACCCCUCACCACCUGGAUGAAAGAGAAGGCCCUGAAGGACAACAUCGAGAAGGCCGUUUUGUCUCAGAGGCUGACCAAGUCUCCCUGCGCUCUGGUUGCAAGUCAGUACGGAUGGUCUGGCAACAUGGAACGGAUCAUGAAAGCCCAGGCUUACCAGACAGGAAAAGACAUUUCCACAAAGUACGUCCUUUAAACA
This is a messenger RNA of Sinocyclocheilus grahami, 1695 nucleotides long. RefSeq names its product endoplasmin-like. The transcript has 11 exons. The record is from RefSeq and is a predicted model, not a curated record. The coding region runs from base 1 to 1692 and encodes 563 amino acids. Gene Ontology annotation, molecular function: ATP binding; ATP-dependent protein folding chaperone; ATP hydrolysis activity. Lineage: Eukaryota; Metazoa; Chordata; Actinopteri; Cypriniformes; Cyprinidae. Gene Ontology annotation, biological process: protein folding.